GUCUAGCUCAGUCCUUGUUUGACCUCAGCUGUGAGAGUAUUUCCCCAUUUGAGUGCACUCGGCCACAGAAGCAUCUACAAAAUCCAAAAUGUGUGACGAAGAAGUUGCUGCCCUCGUCGUUGACAAUGGCUCCGGCAUGUGCAAAUCUGGCUUCGCCGGUGACGACGCUCCUCGAGCUGUCUUCCCCUCCAUCGUCGGUCGUCCCCGUCAUCAGGGUGUGAUGGUGGGUAUGGGCCAGAAGGACUCGUACGUGGGAGACGAGGCUCAGAGCAAGCGAGGUAUCCUCACCCUCAAGUACCCCAUCGAGCACGGUAUCGUCACUAACUGGGAUGAUAUGGAGAAGAUAUGGCAUCACACUUUCUACAAUGAGCUCCGUGUUGCCCCCGAGGAACACCCAGUUCUCUUGACUGAGGCUCCUCUUAACCCCAAGGCUAACCGUGAGAAGAUGACCCAGAUUAUGUUUGAGACCUUCAACACCCCCGCCAUGUACGUCGCCAUCCAGGCUGUGCUCUCCCUGUACGCCUCUGGCCGUACCACCGGUAUUGUGCUUGACUCCGGUGAUGGUGUCUCCCACACCGUGCCCAUCUAUGAAGGUUAUGCUCUCCCUCACGCCAUCCUCCGUCUCGACUUGGCUGGUCGUGAUCUUACCGAUUACCUCAUGAAGAUUCUCACCGAGCGUGGCUACACUUUCACUACCACCGCCGAGAGAGAAAUUGUCCGCGACAUCAAGGAAAAGCUUUGCUAUGUUGCCUUGGAUUUCGAACAGGAAAUGACCACUGCUGCCUCUUCAUCCUCCCUGGAGAAGUCCUACGAGCUUCCUGACGGUCAGGUCAUCACCAUCGGUAAUGAGAGAUUCCGUUGCCCCGAGGCUCUCUUCCAGCCAUCUUUCCUUGGUAUGGAAUCUUGCGGUCUUCACGAGACAACCUACAACUCCAUCAUGAAGUGCGAUGUCGAUAUUCGUAAGGACUUGUACGCCAACACUGUUCUCUCCGGCGGCACCACCAUGUACCCUGGUAUUGCUGACCGCAUGCAGAAGGAAAUCACUGCUCUUGCUCCCUCGACCAUGAAAAUCAAGAUCAUUGCUCCCCCUGAGCGCAAAUACUCCGUAUGGAUCGGUGGCUCAAUCCUUGCCUCCCUCUCCACCUUCCAGCAGAUGUGGAUCAGCAAACAAGAAUAUGACGAGUCUGGCCCCUCAAUCGUCCACAGAAAGUGCUUCUAAAUCCCUUCGAACCCUUCUCUCCCUCGUGAUUUCCGUACUUUCUCGUAUUACUUUUCACUGCUACCGAAGUUGUGAUUUAUGUCGUGUACGUAAGAAGAGUAUUUAAUAAAUUAUGUCAUAAGUAAUUUGAAACGAUUUUAUUACCGUGUUUCACUUUGUUUCCGAUUGCUUGGAGCCCUCAGACAGGCUGACUGCUUCCUACGGCAUUCUUGGACAUAUCGAGUUCCCCAUAGUUCCACUUGUAAAUGGUCGACUUUCCAACUGAAAUUCAGCUGUUCAUUGGAAAUUGGGCAACAUGAUUUUAACUACGAAAGAAAAUUUCAGCAAUCGUGUAAAUAAAUUAGAUACUUGAUACUUGAACUUAAAUUAGAUAAUUGUUUACGUGGA
Molecule: messenger RNA, 1606 nt
Organism: Hyalella azteca
Lineage: Eukaryota; Metazoa; Arthropoda; Malacostraca; Amphipoda; Hyalellidae
Product: actin-5C
Exons: 3
Coding region: 89-1219 (376 amino acids)
Biological process (GO): mitotic cytokinesis
Source: RefSeq, a predicted model, not a curated record